GAACACAUUCUGCUCUCCCUCAACCGACCUCCACCUCCAGCCUAGUCUCACUGCAUUUUAACAACUUAUGACAUGAGCUGUUAGAUUUGUAGCGAUUGGCAGGAGUUUUGCUUUCACACAACCUGGAAGGCUAUGCCAAGGGUUAAACAAUAGUUGGCCUCUGUAGUGACGCUUCUGCUCGGCUGGUGGUGCUGUUUUGAAGCCUGCCAGAGGUGGAACAUGGAAGCCGGGGAGGAGUGGAACAAAGACCUGAGUGCCCACAAACUGCUGGAUAAAAAAGUGCACCGCAAGCAGAAUGGACGGAUAGGUAUAGCGCGGACUCUUCACAGCCUGUUGAAAACCCAGAACACAUUGCAGAUCCAGUCCAUCACCCGUUCAGAAUGUGCUGGCUCCUGUCCAAAUUUGAUGAUGAGUAGGAGCGAGCACGCCGAUGCGAGGCCCGUCCCUGUGGCCCUUACCCCCCAGUUGCCCCCCAGAGCUCACCGGCCCCUCUGCAUGUCGGUCUCCUCCGAUAGCAGCGGACGCUUCAGAGCUCUGGAGACGCAGGAGUGGAAGAACAACCUCAAAGCUCAGAUGGAGCAGGCCCACAGUGGAGGAGCUGCCAGCAGCACGGGCUCUCUGGAGCGAGCGUCCCUGUUCUGUGCCUCAGCUUCCACCACAGCGUCCAGUUCCAGCCUGUCCAGUCCGGUGGAGAUCCUAAAUAAGAGCAAAUCCUCCAGCCGCUUCUCUCUCUUCUCUCCGCCCUGGAACAGUAGCUCUGAGUCCGACUCCAACCCUCCGUCCCGUUCGGGUUCCAAGAAGUUGCGCAACUACAGCAGGAGAGCUGCUACGGGGCCAGCAGGAGCCAGGGGCCCAGAUACUCCUGAGCCCAAACCCAGCGGCCCUGAACACUUCCAGUACUCUGAACCUGUCAUCUCCAAGGUGACGGACUACAUCUUUGUUGGCAACCUGAACGCGGCAUACAAUGGGCGCACCCUGUGUCGGAAUAACAUUGACAGCAUCAUCGAUAUGAGCAGCGUGCCAGGAGAACCGGGGCCCAGCCUCAGCCUCAUACCCUGCACCUGCUCCCGCGGCACCCGUCACAGCUGGUCCCGCCUCAAAGUGGACAUCGGAGAUGUGCCGGAUGCUCUGGGCGACGGCCCGGCCCUGAAGCAGCGCUGCUUCGAGGACAUCAAUGAGUGCAUCGACGCCUCCACUGAGAAGAGGAAGCGUGUUCUGGUCCACUGUCGGGAUGGGUUUUCCCUGGCACCGACAUGCAUCAUCCAGUACCUGAUGGUGAAGCAGAACAUGAGGCUGAUUGCCGCCUACGAGCUGCUGAGGGCCAAGUACCCGGUCAACAUCAGAGAGUGUCACCAAAAUGUGCUGGUGAGCCUGGAGAGGGCACUGCGGCCUGGGGGCAAUGUCAACCCUGAGUGCUUUAAACAGGCCAUCUCACGCAAAGUAGCCUGGACAUAACUCAGUUUCCCAAAUUGCUCAGCUGCUUCUCAUGGUAUUAGAUAUUUUGCUAAAAACAACCAAGGGCAGCUGUAUUUUCCCUGUAGACUGGUCAACUGGAUAUUAUUGUCCCAACUUGUGUUUAGUGGCUGUAAAACUAUGAAUUUGAUGUAUUUCCGCUUUAAACUUAUAAAUGUGACCUGACCGCGACGCUUCUCCCCUCUCACAGAACAGGAAAUACAAUAGACUUCACUGUAAUGUAUACAGCUUCGUGGUAAAACGAUGUAAUAGUGGUGGCUGUAUAGUUUAUAUAGUCUUGCUUCAGUUCUGUGCCAUGCCGUCAUGGUGGUGUUUUUAUAUCAGGGGAAUUCUUAAGGGGAGAUCUCAGGAGAUUAUUGAUGUCAUUCCAGUACAGGGUGAGAAAUUACUCAUCAGACGAGUCUGCGGCCGCGUUCACUCCUGGAAAUAAAAUGCAUCUUGUUGAGAGCCAUGUGUGGCUUAUAGGGGUUGGGAUUUUCAACAGGAUUAGAAAGGUCAAUAUCAAUUCAGAUUAAUCUUAACUUCCUCUUCAAUUACAACUCAAAGUUCUUCUGGACCAACUGUUGAAAUUGUUGUAUACUUCAAUUGUGCACUUACAUUAGUGCAACAAUAUGAUUGGCCUGCUAUGUUUCCCAGUUCAGCAGAUAAUUGGCUUUUUCAGGGAGGGGCAGGACAAGUAUCAUACAACUGCCAUCUUCAGGUUCGUCUCCUUCCUUAUAACGUCCAUGCUAUUAGCCACUAUCAUGUAUAGUUGUCCAUUAGAUGAAAACAUCAACAGCGAAAAUGUACACAUGUACUUUGUCAAUAAUCAAAGUUAAAUUGUGUGAACUAUGAAAUUUGUUGCCAAGACAAGCUUUACAUAAAGUUAUGCAAACGUUUUUGCAAACAGCUAUAACACCAAUGAGAAGAUUCACUGAGUGUUUGGUCAUGUGACUGUGUUCAAACUUAUUAAUUGGCCAGGUAUUUGGAAAACCAAAAAAGAAAAGCAUCAAGCUCGUAAAGAAAUGGAAGAUGCAAUAGGCCAUUAAAGCCAAUCAAUGUUUUCUAGCAGAAUGGUAGGAAAAGGACAAAUGGUUACCUUGUCUGAAAGGACUGGUAAAACCAAUGACUUUAUCAAAUGGAGUCAAUGAACACAGUCAAUGCGCCGACCACACAUCAGCAGAGUACAAUUAAUGUGAUGCUAACGAUCAAAUUAGUUUGAAUAUUAUAUGGCUAAUAGACUGGAGAGUUGGAGAGUUCCACAUGUAUUUCUCCAUCUGCAGGUAAAACACUGGAGCCUAGAGGAGAUAAUUUUCCUCAUUCCUGUGGCUAUAAUGAAUAUCUUUUUUUAAAUCUAGACAAUUUAUGAAAUUACCAUGUAUAAUAAUCAGAUUUCUCAAAGAGGGAGAAUUAAGAGAACAGCCAGGAUGUUCUGUUUAUCCUGUUGUCCAACCCAAACAAUCAAAGUUGGACUUCUAAAUAACUUGGACAAUAAUUUGGUACCUGUGGACUUAAAUUUAAACAACAUUGUGUUUUCCACCAAAUGUGCUGGUGACAUUAAGCUAACACGUACCGCACUUCUGCAUGACCUUGCAUUACCCUGUCCAAGGGCACAUGCAAGCGGAGCAAAAGAUCCAAACAAAACCGGGACCUGUUCACCACUAAUAGUCAAAAACCAUAAACGUUAAACCUAUGUGUGUUUCCCAUGUGAGUUAUGAAACUUCCUCUCUGGCUUUAUGGCUGCUGAACCCAAAUUGUUUUUUAAAAGCAGUUGAACUUUACACACUGAUUUCAAUCAAAUGUCAAUGUGAAAGUUAAACUAAAGCACAAUUGGCAACUCAAGCAUUUUAGAUUUAAUUUCAGUUUCCAGGGGUGAACUUAGAUCUGUUUCAUAGAUUUUGACACAAUCUGAAAACAUCUGACAAUGAAGCAAGUAACUGGCCAUCAUUUGUUUGGAGGCUUGUUUUUCUUCCUAAAAAUACUGUUUUACUGGUGAAAUUGUUGUAUGUUGCCAGUGCAGUUGGUGGGUACAAAAAAGAAAGAAACGUCUUUGUUUGCUACCUUGUUGAAACAAAGCUCCAACUCUGAAGAUUGGAGGAUGUACGCGUGAUUUGUAACCAUCGGAUCCAUCACCUCUGACUGGAUUACAUUACUGAUUAAUCUGCUUCUAUCGCAAGAGGGAACUUUGCACACGGACACAUGAUUUAAAUCUAAAGUUUCUGUUGUUUGUGACCUUUUCAUGCAUUUUUUCCUCUUUUUUCCAAGGUCAUACUUGAUGGAAGAUGAACAGUUCGACCUCUCCUCUGUGAGGAAGACUGUAGCCCCUUUUUUCUGCCACAGUUUGAUUAAAUCUCUCUGGAGGUGCUCAAACUGUGGCGUUGUGAAUUUGAACUUCAGUGUAUGCAGUGAAGCUGGGUGUGUGCAUCUCUGUGGAUAAUCAGUAUUAGUGUAUCGGUGCCACUGAACAGUGAUUCAGGGUUUACACUGCAACAGAGGAUUUUUGCACUAACAGGGUUUUUCAAUGCAAGUAUUGCCUUUUAUUUAAAUAUUGAUUGAAUUCUUUUUUUUAUUUUACUAUCCACUAUGACUUUGAUAGUUACCAUGUUUACAUGCUUAUAAGAAUAAUGAAGAAUAAUUAAGAUAAUGGUUCAAUGGUUACAUUGUUCACACACCAUGUAAAUUUCCGGGUAGCUUGAGUCGAAAUCUUUGUACUGUGGGGCUGCUACAAAAACAACACAGGUUUUAGUCACAAAAUUAACUAUGUUUUACUUUUUUUGAAUAUAACUUUACUUAAAGUAGGCAUAUUAUGCUUAUAUUCAGGUUUAUACUUUAAUUUGAGGUUAAUACUUGAAAAGGUUUACAUGCUCUAAUGUUCAGUAAACAUCAGUUUCCUCAGACUGUUCAUUCCUGCAGCUCGUCUUUUCAGACUAUCUGAAACAUUUGGUUUUAAUUCCUGUCUCUUUAAGGCCCCUCCCUCCCAAUGAAGCCCAGUCUGCUCUGAUUGGCCAGCUUGCCCACUCUGUUGUGAUCCACCCUCAUUCUCCCCUGGCUUUGUUAGAGGUGUGCCAGACUAGCCUGUAGGUGUACCUUAUGCACCUCCAUACCAUUAAGAAUCGACCUGAUAUUGUACUUUUUAACUUUGCAGACAGUUAACAUAUUAAAGAAAUGAACAGACAAGAGCAAUGGAAAAAAAGUGAAAAAGCAUAAUACAUCGUCUUUAAGAAAAUAUGUAAAUAUGACGAAAAAAAUCUGUUUAAAUCAGUAACCAUCUGAUCAGAGAUUAAUAAUUUGACCGCUGUCUACCAGGGCUGCAACUAAUGAGUCUUUCAUUAUCUUUUGAGCUUUGUAUUGUUUUUCAAUUGAUGCAUAUUUAAAGGCCUUUGCCCAAGAUAUGUAUUUGUUUGUGUGCAAUUAGUUCACACAAUAAAUUUAGAACCUGUAAUUGCAAGCUUUCGCAUCAGCGACAGAAUUUCGCUGAGCAUUUUGUGGCUUUUGCUUUUUCGGACCAAGAUUUGAGAAAAAAAAAAAUGUCUCCAAAGUUUCACUUCUAAAGUACAUUAUAGUGUAGAAAUACAACGUCCUCCCCUAUCAAGUCUGAUUCAAAGUUUGUUUGUCAAUUUAGUUAUUAUACAUUUGUCUUUAGCCAUUGGUCAGUUUUUUUUUACUUUAAAAGGAUUUGAUAUAGCCUAUUUGAAGCUAGGAUCAAGCAACAUGCUACCCAACUCCUGUCGAAGAAAAUGAUAGACCAAAUGCACAUAACGUACUGUUUACAAACAAACAGGACCUUCCCCAGAAUACCACAUGAAACACUAUAAUUGCACCUCAGACAUAAGCCUAGCUGCUGCACCAGAUCAAUUGGGUCUCUGAAAUUACCCCUCUGCCCUUUCAAACUCGAUGCCAGCCAUUGCAGCAGUGCUUAAAACUGGCCGAUGGACAUCCUGACACGGCUGUGGUACAGUUCAGGCUCCUGACCCAAGCAGUGAAACUCGCCAAGUUCUCCUCUCUUCGCCAAUAUUGAUAGUACCUGGGUGUUUCGUUUAUUCUUUUUUCGCUUGAGACUUGCAUCUUGCAUCUUUCUUUUCCCAAGGUGAAAUUUCUUUUGUUCUUAUAAUUUAUAGGCUAAAUCAAUAAGUUCGUCUCCAAAUAUUAAAUGUUUUUCUGCUAUUUAUUCACGUCAGUGUUGGUUUGCAAAUGCUUUAAGUCUGUCAAAUUUCAGAUAAAAUUGAAAAAAUGUCAAGUCACUCACAGUUUCAGUUGACGUCUUCAAAGGUCCUGUUUUGUCUGACAACAUCCCAAACCCAAACACAUUCAACUAAGUUGAUCAUAUACUUGAUUAAUCAUCUAAUAGUUUCAGCACUUGUGCCGACAUUGGGUACACGGUGCCCUGUUUGGGUUAAUUUGAGGAAGUUUGUCUAGUAAAAGAGGAGAAGAAAAAUGACUGCUAUUGUCUCGUUUCACGCCCUGUUCAGACCUGCUAUUAACAUCUGUCCUGAUUGAGCUGAUCUCAAAUGGCUGGCUCUCUGUACGUCAGUUCACUCCUGACAUUACAACGUGUCUCCACAGGUCUCCUGUAACCACCUCAAUGUAAUUCAUUCAAAAUGUGGUGUUAAUAUUGUGUUGGUGGCCACAAAUUAAUCAAUGUAUGGGAAAUGCUUGCAGGUGAGAGGGCGUGGUAGGCAGUCUCUCAGUGUGUCGAAGGACACGUGCGGUGAAUGUGGUCUGAGUGAUCCGAUCUCAGAGGCAUCAUCAAUGCAUCUUGGGUGCGUUCACACCUGUCCUUGCAGCUGUCCUCUGAUCGGAUAACACAGUAUGAAUGCUAAAACCAGGUUCUGAACAAGGUCAUCGAUACUGUGAUUUUCUCACAUCUGCCAAUGUACUGUUUUUGUAUAAAAACAACUAUUGGAUUAGUUGAUGCCUUAUAAUCAGAAUGCACCUACAUUAUUGCAGAUUGCGCAAGUCUUUUUUGUCAAAUACAUUAUUCUGUUAUUUAUUAUUAACAUACAGUAAGUAGACCAAGGUAUGACAUUUUUCACAAUAUAAGGAUGACCUAUUCUGACUACACAUGAUAAGUGUGUACAUGAACAUGCAUAGUUGACAUGAUAAUGUGAAGAUGGUUGAAGAGGUAUAUUGACACCCAUCUAUGAAUUCUGCAGCUUCUUGAGAACACAAUCAUAAUGACAAAUAUUUCAAAUGUACACUUUCAACUUAUGGCAUGCUAUUUUUUGCCUGCUAGUCAGGUAAACUCCAUCAGGUUGUGCUCCAUAUCUGCACCUUUUUGUUUCAUGUAUGUGGUCUGACUGGAUUGAAUUUAUAAGAAAAUGAUUUAUAUUCUGUACAGUUCCUCAUACGAUCUAUUUCCCUUCUGUCAUAUGAAGGUGCAAUAUAGGAUUGAGCUUGACUUUCUGCAUUAGUCUCCCUGGAUGUUUAUAUGGCCCUAUUAUGUAAAGAUAUUUGCGUUGGCAUAUCCAUUGCAAUUGCAUUUUUAUAACUAUGAAACACGAAGCUCAGAGAUGCCUGAAAGUACAUCUAACUUAAAUAGAGGCAUACAAACAUUUUAAUCCAAACAUAUUGCAGAAAGUAAUUUCCAAAUUACAUUGGUCAGGCAAGUCAUUUAACCGGUUGUUUUUAUAGCAGUCCACUCAAGUUGGGUUCAGACUAGAGAAAAGUUACAUUUAGCUGCUGUAGGUUUGGUUUUAGUUUGCGAAUGGUAGAGUCAAGUGGUUCAAGUUUUUGCUAAUCGUAUGUGUCUUCAGUCAAUGAAAGCUGCUGUUGUACAAAAUUCGUCAAAGCUGAGUACUACAAAAGUUCACUUAAGCAGCUGGAAAUUAGCUGCAGGUUAGUUAACAGUUCAGUUCAGUGGUUUUACCAACAACCCCAUGAACAAAACUGUAAAAUGUUAAGCUCAUAAUCACGGCUGAAGGUAUUUUUAGCAUAAAGCGUUAACGGAUCAGGUUAGUGAUUGGUUCAGACUGGUGGUCAAAAUUUUAAUUCUGUUAGCGUCCUGUUCAAUCAGUGAAGAAAGUCCUUGUACAAAACGUUUCAUGCUCUGAACUUCGACUCUCUAUCUUCAAAGAUGAAGGUAUUUUUUUGCCCAGAGCACAGAGAUAGUAACCCACUGAAUUUUAAUGCUGCAUCAUCAAAGCAGAAAAUAAUCUUUGUGCACAAAUCAUUAAAGGGAUAGUUCAGUGAUUUUGGUGUGGGGUUGUAUGAGGUACUUAUGCAUAGUUAAUAUGUUACCUUAUGGAGAUGGUAAUCAGCGCUGUCAUUUUAUGCAGUUUGGAGGACAAGUGGAUGUAGCAAAAGUCAGAGUCCUACUGUUGCAGAGGUGACCACCAAAAAACGUCUUUUUCGCGACAUUUUUAAAUGGUUUCCUAAAAGAAUAUCUGUUCAAUUGUAUGCUAAAUAAUGUGUUUUUUUCUCUGCUUUAGUUUGCCGCCAGACAGAUGUUUAUUUUGCACUUUUUUCAAGCGUACUUUGACCAUGUAUUACUAUGCCAACUUGCACCGGUGCAAAGCAGCAACAUAUUAACUAUGCAAAGGUACCUCAUACAACCCCACAACAAAAUCACUGAACUAUCCUUUUCUAAUGAAACAGUAGUUUGGUAAUGCUAAGUUUUGUGGUCAACGUUUUAGUUCUGAUUAGUCAACAGUUUGUGUACUGUCCUGUGUACCUGGAAAGCAUUUGUAGCCAUUGGGACGGCACAAAGAUGCACAUUAUCCAACUGUUGUUGUUGAUGUUUGUAACGAAUCAUUUAUCAGUUUUUCAGUAAUUUCAUUAGCUAGUAAAGGUGAAACAAGCUAGGUGGCCAAAAGUAAAAACUAUACAUAUACAAUUGUGGAACCAACAAUUUCUAUUGUUUUCCAUUUUUACUUUGGAGAUCUCUUUAGCUCAAAGGCAGCCUCAGUGAGAAUCUGAAAGGACGGUUUUAAGCAGCACAGUUCAUUCUUGAUGUAAGCGGUGGGGUAUGAGUGGAAACUACAAGUAUGUUGCCUUGAUUUGAAGUUGUCUCGUGACCGUGCGGUGACGUUUGCACACUUUGUAUGACUUUAAAUUCUCUUCGUAUGAUGUAAAAUGUUUAAUAUUUUUUGAUGUUUUAAUUUGGCCCCCCCAAAAUAUAAACACUAUAUUUGUGUAAAGUGGUGCUUGCUGAAAUAUAUUUGCUAGUCAUUAGUGUACAGUACUGGUGUUUUACUAAUGCAGGUGGUGAGGCAGAAGAUGAUGAUAUAUUUGUUGAUGGAUGUUUAUAAUGUCCAUUCGAGGCACUGUAGUAGACAGUGUCUGCAUAUAUCAAGUCAAAGUCAUCAUAUCAAACUGCAUAGGUUUUCUAACUCAUUUUCUCAGGUGAUAUCUCAGUGGCCCAGAAUGUUCUCAAUGAAUAUGAUGUUCAGAAAUGUGAAGCGAUGUAUUUCUCAUGUCAUGUUUCUUAAGUCACGUAUAAUUUGUACUGUUGAAAUAUUAAAGAAAAAGAUGUACUCUA
Scophthalmus maximus (turbot) is the source of this 8929-nucleotide messenger RNA. RefSeq lists its product as uncharacterized. The transcript has 5 exons. Gene Ontology annotation, biological process: protein dephosphorylation; negative regulation of MAPK cascade. Gene Ontology annotation, molecular function: MAP kinase tyrosine/serine/threonine phosphatase activity; protein tyrosine/threonine phosphatase activity. Lineage: Eukaryota; Metazoa; Chordata; Actinopteri; Pleuronectiformes; Scophthalmidae. Gene Ontology annotation, cellular component: cytoplasm. Bases 220 to 1455 code for a protein of 411 amino acids. The record is from RefSeq and is a predicted model, not a curated record.